AUGCUCCAUGACCUCUUAGUGGAGCUAGAUCUUAUUAGCAUGUUCGAAGAGGCAAGGAACUCGACGCUCUUAGCGAUGAACUACGAUGCUUUCGAAUACCUCGCCAAGUGGGGCAUGAACCUGAGCUCGAUCGAUCCAGAGUUUGCAAGAGGCAUCAUGAAGUACCAUUUCCUAAUGGGCUCCUACGAUUCGACGAAUGCCCUGUUGGGAAUCGAGACGCAGCUUGUUCAUUCCGUCCUCCGACCACCAAUCCUCACGAAUGUUUCGGACGGUGCCGUGGUCAAGCUGACGGCUGACGAUGAUGAGGGCCCAUUUCGAGUAGAAUGUGGGAUUCAAAAGGUUUUACCCAUCGUCGAAGCCGACAUCUACUACGACUCGGGCGUAUUGCACACAAUCGGCGAGAACCUCGUGCUUCCCCAUAACCUGUCGGAAACAACCAACUUGGGAAAUCUGGACAAGUUCUGGAGCCUCCUGCAAAAGGCUCAGAUGAGUGAGCUAUUAGAAUCUCUGCAAGACACGACGAUUAUGUUGCCAAGCAAUGAAGCGGUGGAGAAAUGUAUCUCUCAACUUGAAUCUGUCACGCUGGGAGAUCUCAGGGCUACUAUCAACAACCACGUAAUCCCCAAACGCGUCCUAUACCACACGGCUUUUGAAACGAGCGGUGCUGAGGUUACAGCCUUGAGCGGUCUCAAGCUAAACUUGAGCCGUGACUCCGCGGGUCGCCUCUUCGUCAACCAAUCGCGAGUUUUGAAGCAGGACGUGCUCAUCUAUGGUGGUGUUUCACACGUCUUGGACAAGCCUUACUCUUCGUACUCGGUGCUCUGA
Molecule: messenger RNA, 825 nt
Organism: Colletotrichum graminicola M1.001
Lineage: Eukaryota; Fungi; Ascomycota; Sordariomycetes; Glomerellales; Glomerellaceae
Product: fasciclin domain-containing protein
Exons: 2
Coding region: 1-825 (274 amino acids)
Source: RefSeq, a predicted model, not a curated record